CACAACUCGGACUCAUCGGAAGUUUUUCAUACAGGAACCUCUAUGCAGACUCUAGUUAUAAAAUGACGAAAAUUAUGAAAACAUGUGUUUUUAUCUCAAAUCUUUAACUAUAUAUGAAGAGAUUACUCAAAAACAUUUUAACUGACAGUAUAAAAAAUAGCAGUGGCAGGAAAGAAUAUGUCUGGAUCACUGAGGACUGUUGACACAUACCCAGGUCAAUUCGGACAAGGAGACAUUUCUGAUACUCCAAGAAGCUUGGGAAAUGGACACAACUCUCGUCCAACCUCACCACUGAAGUUUUUUGCAAGAGCCAAAAGCAAAAGUAAUGACAUUUUCAAAGGAAUUGCAGAAUAUGUGUUGGAGGCUGAACAUUUUCUGCAAGAAACCAAAGGUGAAGAAAAUGAAGAAUUUAAAGUUGUCCAUAGCUUUCUGGAGAUGGUCAGUGGUAUCAUAGACAAACUGGCGAGAGACCACAUGAAAGUUGUUUUUUUUGGCAGGACAUCCAAUGGUAAAAGUACAACUAUCAAUGCUAUGUUAAGGAAUAAGAUUUUACCAAGUGGUAUUGGACACACUACAAAUUGCUUUUUACAAGUGGAAGGAACAGAGGCCUCAGAAGGGUUUUUAUUGACAGAUGACUCAGAAGAUCCUAAAAGUAUUAGUUCAAUCAAGCAGUUAGCCUCAGCCCUGAGUUCCAUGAAACUUAAAGAGAAUUCAUUGAUAAGGAUUGUAUGGCCAAAAGAGAAGUGUCGUCUGCUGAAAGAAGAUGUUGUCUUUGUUGACAGUCCUGGAAUAGAUGUUACACCAGAUUUAGACUCAUGGAUUGACCAGUUCUGUCUGGAUGCUGAUGUUUUUGUCUUAGUUGGUAAUGCAGAAUCAACACUCAUGCAAACUGAGAAGAACUUUUUCCACAAAGUGAGCUCACGAUUAUCCAAACCCAACAUAUUUAUUUUGCAAAACAGAUGGGACGUGUCUGUUAAUGAGGAGGAUGCAGAUGAGGUAAAAGAACAACAUUAUACCAGAAAUACCCAGUUCCUCACAGAUGAACUGAAAGUAGCUGAUAAACAGGAAGCCACAAAUAGAAUUUUCUUUGUUUCGGCCAAAGAGGCAUUGAUCAGUAGGCUUCAUGAAGACAGCCAGACACCAACACCAACUGGAUCAUUACAGAAGAAUUUUGCUGAGAGGUUAUUUGCCUUUGCAAAUUUCGAGAGAGCUUUUGAGGUGUGCAUUUCUCAAUCAGCUGUACAGACAAAGUUUCAAACACAUUCAGAAAGAGGGAAGAAAAUAACUGCAGAUCUGAAAGAUAUUAUGGAGAGAACUUACACUGAAUGUUUACAAGCUUGUGAGGACCACGCUCAUAAAAGACAAGAAACAGCAGAUGAACUAGAAUAUUUAGAUAAACAACUUGACUUAUUGACCGAGGAAAUUAAAGAUAAAAUAAAGGUUAUGGUAGAGGAAGUGGAGAGAAAUGUAUCGUUUGCGCUGAAUGAUGAAAUUAAAAGGUUAUCUGCCCUUGUUGAUGACUUUGCUAGACCUUUCCAUCCAGACAAUUUAGUGCUGAGUGUUUAUAAAAAGGAGAUACACAAGUAUAUAGAUCAUGCUCUGUGUAGAAAUUUAGAGGGCAAAUGUUCUGGGAAUGUUCUAAAGAAGCUUAAUAGAACACAACAGGAAAUCACAGAUCGCCUGGCAGCACUAUUAAAGGAUGAAGAAAGAGCACAGUUAAAUAAUGCAUUACCUAAAAGGGACUUUGAAAUAGCUUAUAAAUUGGACUGUAGAAAUUUAUGUUGUGAGUUCCAAGAAGACAUUCAGUUUCGUUUUUCUUUUGGAAUAACAUCCUUAAUGCAUAAAUUCUUAGGGAGCAAGGGAAUGAAGCACACACUAGGAGGUGGUCAGGAUUAUGUUCAUAGACCCAUGUCUAGUUCCGGUACACCAAUGACCCCCAGGGCUGAACUACAACAACAAGACAAUCAAGUGCUCAUGUCAGUCAUUACAACAUUUGCUACCAUUACAUCACGGUCAACAAUGGGUGGUGUUAUUGUGGCAGGACUUGUACUCAAGGUAACUGGAUGGAAGGUUGUAGCAGCAGUAGGGUCAUUAUAUUGUAUGUUAUACCUGUAUGAGUGGUUGAGUUGGACCAAUAAAGCUAAGGAGAGGAGAUUUAAAAGUCAAUAUGUGGAGUAUGCAGCUAGUAAACUCCGACUGAUUGUAGAUCUGACAAGUUCUAACUGUAGUCAUCAAGUACAACAGGAAUUGUCAUCCACUUUUGCCCGACUUUGUAACACUGUUGAUCAGUCCAAGCACAACCUUAAAGAUGAGAUACUAAAACUGGACAAAGAAAUCAGAAGAUUAGAAGAUACUUCUAAAAAUGCAAAGAGUCUCAGAAACAAAGCUGAUUGGUUGGAUAAAGAACUGAAUACAUUUAUAGAAGAGUUUCUUCAGAAGUAUGAUUAGUGUGCACCCUUAGCUUACUAGAAAAGUUUAUGUGAAACUAAUUAAUACUUAUUGUGAUGGUAAAAUUCAUUUCACUUCAGUUGCUAUUAUUAGUACAGUACUGCAAAGGCCACUCUUCUUAUAAAUAAUUAUCUUGCAAGUUAUAAGGUCUGUUCCUGGCUGUUUAGUUUACACAUAAAUCACUCAAUCCCAUUGGCUGCCAUGCAACAUUUUGAAUUGUAGAAAUUUGUGUAAAUUAUAGACGUUUUUAUUAAUAUAUUUAUUUGACCUAAGUUUGUUACAUAAAUGUAUUAAAAAAUGAUAUUGAUUGUUAGUGAGAUGACUUUGUUUAUUUGAAAUAACUUCAACUUUUUUAAUUACUUUCAUAACAGUCUGAGAAAAUUGUCUUUUGCAUAGAAUUUUGGAAUAGAAAGAAGAGUGUUAUGAUAAUAGUUACAUGAGAUAAUUUUUGAAAAAGACAUAAAGAGAGUUAUAGUUCUCUUUGGCCCAAUAUAUGGUGCAAACAAAUUAAAAAGUCUAUAAGAUCGCAAAAUAUUAGGUAUUAUUCGACCAUGGUAUUUAUUCAGUCUAAUGGUAUUGCAUUUGUGUUAUACUGUCACUAACCAAAGCCUGGUGAUGUGAACAAUAUGUAGAAUUUUAUUUAUGACUACAGAGGAAAUACAGGUUAGGGACUUUUUGAAGUGUCUGCUUCAUUUCCAAAAUUCAUAAUUUUCACUCUAAAUAUUUGCUUCCAGGAAAUAAAGAGCAAAUUUGAGAAAUAAUUGAACAAUUCUGAGAAGAAAACUAUUACAUUGAAAGUCAUUUGUAAUCUGAAUUUAUACAUAAACUACCCAAACUUUUCCCAACAGGAAUUCAGGAAAAAACUUUUUGUCACUUGUUGAAAAGUCUAUUGAUACUGGUAAUAUUGAGUGGUGUGUGGUAGUUUGUUUUUUUUAUGGGAAAACCACCUUUCGCUUAUCAAGAAGUAAAUAAUGUUUUUAAAUGAUGCUAGAACAUUUCAAGAGUGUUAUAAUAAGCCAAAAUAACAAUUGGAAUAACACAUGUUGAAAAUUUUCCAGUUUUGGUGUUUUUGUUUUAACUGUUGCACUGGAAAUUUUGAUCUCAUUAAAGAAAGAAACAGCUUCAAA
Molecule: messenger RNA, 3575 nt
Organism: Mytilus californianus (California mussel)
Lineage: Eukaryota; Metazoa; Mollusca; Bivalvia; Mytilida; Mytilidae
Product: mitofusin-2-like
Exons: 17
Coding region: 178-2448 (756 amino acids)
Biological process (GO): mitochondrion localization; mitochondrial fusion
Cellular component (GO): mitochondrial outer membrane
Molecular function (GO): GTP binding; GTPase activity
Source: RefSeq, a predicted model, not a curated record